Molecule: messenger RNA, 2653 nt
Organism: Eublepharis macularius
Lineage: Eukaryota; Metazoa; Chordata; Lepidosauria; Squamata; Eublepharidae
Gene: LIPE
Product: lipase E, hormone sensitive type
Exons: 10
Coding region: 102-2609 (835 amino acids)
Biological process (GO): cholesterol metabolic process; triglyceride catabolic process
Cellular component (GO): cytosol
Molecular function (GO): triacylglycerol lipase activity; sterol ester esterase activity
Source: RefSeq, a predicted model, not a curated record
AGCGUUCGAUCCGAAGGAGGAAGCCGGUUUGGAGGGGGGCGAGCUGGAGGGCAGCCGGCGCAGGCGACGGAGCCCCUCUGGGCCCCCCUCAGGCGGCCACCAUGGAUUCCCGGCCCCUGUUCCAGACUCUGCUCUCCUUGGCAGAUGACAACGCUGCCUUCUUCCGGGAGAGCACCACCGAGACAGGCCAGCGGUUCGUGGCAGCCUUCACGGCCAUCCGGGAGCACGCACAAUACCUGGAGCCGCUGCUGGGCCACUUUGCCACCAUCUACCACAUCUUUGACCUGGAUGAGCACACGCCAGCCAACGGCUACCGCAGCCUGGCCCAGACGGUGCGCUGCUGCCUGGCCCACAUCAUCCACAAGAGCCGGUACGUGGCCGCCAACCGCAGCAGCAUCUUCUUCCGCAGCCGGCACAACUGCGCCGAGCUGGAGGCCUACUGCACCGCCCUGACCCAGCUGCGGGCACUGGUCUACCUGGCCCAGCGCCUGCUCACCCACAACCGCCCCGGCUGCCUCUUCCACCACGAGGACCCCCGGCUCUCGGAGCAGUUCCUGCGGGAGUACGUCACGAUGCACAAGGGGUGUUUCUACGGCCGCUGCAUGGGCUUCCAGUUUGCCCCCUCUAUCCGGCCCUUCCUGCAGACCAUCGCUAUCGGCCUCGUCUCCUUCGGGGAAAAUUACAAGCGUCACGAGUCUGGCAUCGGUGUGGCAGCUGGCUCGCUUUUUACCAGUGGGAAGUUUGCUAUUGACCCCGAGCUGCGAGGGAGCGAGUUUGAGCGCAUAACGCAAAACCUGGACGUGCACUUCUGGAAAAGCUUCUGGAACAUCACUGAGAUGGAAUUACUGGCCUCCCUGGCCAGCAUGGCCUCCUCCCAGGUCCGCGUCUCUCGGGCGCUGUUGGUGCCGCCCAACUCCUUUGACCUGCCGCUGGUUGCUGAUCCUAAGCUGUCUGUUACCAUCACACCUCCGGUGGCCCACAGCGGACCUGGAGCUGUGCAGAUGAGGCUGAUCUCCUAUGAGCUCCGAGAGGGGCAGGACAGUGAGGAGUUGAACAGCCUGGUGCGUCCCGAAGGGACCCUUGCCCUGGAGCUGCGUUGGAGGACCAAGCCGUUGCCUCGCUCGCCGUUCCUGGUGGUGCAUUUUCACGGCGGCGGCUUUGUGGCCCAGACCUCCAAGUCGCACGAGCCGUACCUGAAGUCCUGGGCACAGGAGCUGGACGCCCCUAUCCUCUCCAUUGACUAUUCUCUGGCACCCGAGGCACCCUUCCCACGGGCCUUGGAGGAAUGUUUCUAUGCCUACUGCUGGGCCCUCAAGAACUGCCACCUUUUAGGUUCCACAGCGCAGAGGGUGUGCCUUGCGGGAGACAGCGCCGGCGGGAACCUGUGCUUCACGGUCUCCAUGCGAGCAGCCGCCUUUGGGAUCAAGAUGCCAGAUGGGAUCAUGGUGGCCUAUCCGGCCACCCUCAUGCAAGCCACGGCCUCCCCCUCCCGCCUCCUGACCCUGCUCGAUCCACUCCUGCCGCUCAGCGUCUUAUGCAAGUGCCUCAGCGCCUAUGCCGGGAUGGAUCCAGAGCAAUCAGAGGACACCACCCUAGAGAAGCUGAGCCCCAUAAACAUGAUGCGGAGAGACACCUCCCUUCUCUUCCGGGACCUGCGCCUGAGCGCCUCGGCCUUGCUCAACUCCCUGCUGGAGAAUACAGAGUCUAUGCGGAAGAGCGUUUCAGAGGCAACCUUGAAAUCCAAGACCUCCAACUCCAGAGAGUCCCGCAAGAGCCAGACGUGCCAGAACCUCUCGUGCAUUGCAGAUUCCUGCCCACUGGAUGGAGGCUGCCCCCCUAGCCCCUCAGGGCAUCAGACUGGCUUCUUUCUGAAUGAGGGCAAGCAGGAUGACACGGCCUCUGGCAUCGACCAUGGGCUGACCUUCCCGGACAACUUUCAGCCGGUGCGCUCCGACCAGCCAGCCACUUGCCUGCACCUAGAGCUCUCGCCCAUCUUCAAGAACCCUUUCAUGUCACCUCUCUUGGCUCCGGACGCCAUGCUGAAGGGUCUGCCGCCAGUCCAUAUAGUGGCUUGUGCCCUCGACCCCAUGUUGGACGACUCGGUGAUGUUUGCCCGGCGGCUGCGGGCCUUGGGGCAGCCAGUGACCCUGCGGGUGGUACAGGACCUGCCCCACGGUUUCCUCAGCCUAUCGCAGCUGUCCCGCGAGACCCGCCAGGCCUCUGCCCUCUGCACAGAGCUCAUCCAUGACAUCCUGAUCCCCCCAGAACAGACUCCGCAGCCGCCCCCAGCCGCCCCCUCCCUCCGCAAGCAUCGCAAACUGGAGCGGACCUGCCACACCGAGACUGCCGCCAGCCAGCCUGCCACUUGCGCUGUGUCCCAAGAGAACAGCAAUCAAACUGGACAGGAGGAGCAGAGCAGCAGUGUCGAAGGGAGCGGCCCCACAGGUGCUGUGGCCAAGGCGGCUCCUGGCACCCAGGGAUGUCCCGCUGGGAGCAGCUCUGCCGCAGGCCAGCCAAGCGGGGCCAGGCCCCCUUCCAAUCCCGAUGUUACCGCCGGCCAAGAUGCCGACCCCUCGGGAAGCACGGCGGGACGGGGGGUGGGUGCCUGAUUCCUCCCCCAUGUCCGACACUAGAACCACAUGGCUUGAGACUA